Vicia villosa (hairy vetch) is the source of this 2394-nucleotide messenger RNA. RefSeq lists its product as uncharacterized. NCBI's taxonomy places the organism in Eukaryota, Viridiplantae, Streptophyta, Magnoliopsida, Fabales, Fabaceae. The record is from RefSeq and is a predicted model, not a curated record. The transcript is spliced from 3 exons. The coding region runs from base 1 to 2394 and encodes 797 amino acids.
AUGAAGCAAAGGAGAAGGUGCAAUCACCUUGGGCCGAUUCGGGUUACGAGUUGUAUGGUUGAAUCGGUGGAAGAUGUGAGAGAAGCGGUGUAUAAUCAUUUUGGAACCAAAUUUUUGGAAACGGAGGAGGUUAGACCUUGUUUAGAGGGAAUUUCUUUGAAUUCUAUUAGUAGUGAGGAGGCGGAGGGGCUAGAGAGUCCUUUUCUUGAAAGGGAGAUUAAAGAGGCGGUUUGGGCUUGUGGAGUAAAUAAAAGUCCGGGUCCGGAUGGUUACUCUUUUCUUUUCUUCAAAAAGUGUUGGCAUUUUGUAAAGUUCGACUUCAUCUGUUAUUUCAAUUAUCUUUUCGUCGGAAAGGAUUUAUCAAAGGCGGUUACUUCUUCCUUUUUGACCCUUAUUCAGAAGACUUCUAAUCUGAUUGGAUUGGAUGAGUAUAGGCCUAUUUGUUUGGUGGGAUGCAUGUACAAGGUAGUGGCGAAGCUUUUGGCGGGGAGAUUAAAAGGAGUGUUACAUUCUAUCAUUUCAUCUUCUCAAAGUGCUUUUGUUCCCGGAAGACAACUCCUAGACGGUGUUUUAGUGGCUAACGAGGUGGUGGACUUUGCGAGAAAAGAAGGUAAAAGGUGUACCCUUUUCAAAGUUGAUUUCGAGAAGGCCUAUGACAAAGUUAGUUGGAAUUUUUUGAGAUACAUGUUAAGAAGAAUGGGGUUUGGGGACAACUGGAUGGAAUCUUUGGUGUUUACUAGUAGUAUGUUGGUGUUGGUUAAUGGGAGUCCCACGAAGGAAUUUAAUGUUUCUAGAGGUUUGAGGCAAGGAGAUCCCCUUUCUCCUUUUAUUUUUGUCAUUGUGGCGGAAGGUCUAUCGGGUUUGAUUAGACAAUCCAUAGAGUUGAGAGAAUUCCAAAGGUUUGUGAUUAAGGAGUCUUGUUCGAUGGAUAUUCUCCAAUUUGCGGGUGAUACCUUAAUUGUGGGCGAUGGAAGUUGGAAACAUGUUUGGGCUAUAAAGGCGGUUCUUCGCGCGUUUGAGAUUGUUUCGGGCCUUGGGAUCAAUUACCAUAAAAGUAAGUUGAUUGGAAUUAAUACUAAUAGGGGUUUUUUGGAAGGGGCAUCUUUUUUACUUUCUUGUAAAUUGGUAUUCCCAUUGGAUUUAAUCCGAGAAAGGAGGACACAUGGAAGCCGCUUGAUGCCUAAAAAAGUGAGGAGAGUUCAUUGGGUGAAGUGGGAGGAUGUUACUUUACCGGUGGAUAAAGGGGGCUUGGGAGUUAAAAAUAGUUCUUUGUUUAAUGUGGCUCUCCUUAACAAGUGGAGGUGGCGAAUUCUUCAAGGUCAAGAUUCUCUUUGGUUUGAAGUUUUAAAAGCAAGGUAUGGAGAUUUAUCUUCUAAUGUCUUUUGCACCACAAAGGAUGCCAUUGUUUCUCCAUCUUGUUCGUUUUGGUGGAAGGACUUGUUAAAGGUGAGUUUUUCUUUCAAGUUGGAUCCUAUAGUAGAAAGAACUAGUUUUGUUGUUAAUAAUGGUUUUUGCACUCCGUUUUGGGAUGCCAAGUGGAUUCUUGACGAGCCUUUGAAAGAGGCGUUUCCGGCGUUAUAUGAGUUGUCUUGUUUGAAAAAAGUUUCGAUAGCGGCGAUGGGUGGUUGGAUGGAAGGCGUUUGGAAGUGGGUUAAUUUCGGUAUUUCCGAUUCUCUUGUUAGCAACGAUGCGUUGGCGGAGGAGUUGGUAAGUUUGAAACGUAGGGUGGAAGAGUUUAGAGGGUGGGGCGUCGGCAAAGACUCGGUGGUGUGGAGUGGGUGUUCGGAUAAGGAGUUUUCGGUAGCUUCGUGUUAUCAUUUUUUGGAUUCUAUUAGGAUUCCUUUUGGCCCCGCUAAUGUUCACGACGGUGUGUUUAGCUUGAUUUGGAAGUUGGAGGUUCCGUUUAAAAUUAAAGCUUUUGGUUGGAGGUUGUUCCGCAAUAGACUUCCAACUAGGGAGAUGUUGGUAAGUAGAGGUGUGGUUCUCCCUUUAGUGAAUUCUUUUUGUAUAUUUUGUGGUAAUGACAUGGAAACAAUGCACCAUCUAUUUUUUAGAUGUGGGGUGGUAAAGAAGAUAUGGAGUGAAAUAGAGUUUUGGGUAGGAAAAAGCAAUAGUUUUUUUGACGAGUGCUUUUCGCAUUUUAUGGAGUGGCACUCCUUUUUUGAUGUGAAUAUGGUGAAAGUUAGGAAAUUGGGGAUUAUUUGGUUAGCUACUAUUUGGGCGAUAUGGUUGGUUAGAAAUGGCGUGUGUUUCCAGGACGACCCGUGGAAUGUCAACAAUACCGUUUGGAAUAUUAAAUUGUUGGCUUGGAAGUGGUCUUUUUGUGGGAAUAUUACUCACUCCAAUUACUCUUUUUACGAGUUUUGUAAGGAGCCGAUUUAUUUUCUCUCGUAA